AUUGAAUAUUCAAAUUUAUUAAAACAUUACUUUGAGCAAAAAUUCUAAAAAAACCCACUUAAAUUCCAAGUAGUGUAAUACGCCGUCUUGAAUCGGUCGUGUUGCUCUCAUACACAAACAAUUACGACUGCUGAUGCGAAUUCCAAAUCAAACCCACACUCGUACCCACCUCCCCGAUUGUUUUGUUUGAUGCUCUUCUACACUCUUUAAUGGCGUCUGCACUUUUCUCCAGAACAAUUUUCAGUGUUUAUAGGACUAAUACAUCUCUUCUUUCCUCUUCUCGCUCUUUUUUCCUCAACAAUCAAUCCUUCCAUUCAAGAGCUGUUGGUUCAUGGUUUAAGGGAGUGGGCUGCUGCAAAUUGGUGCAGAGAAAUAGUUGGUUUCGUUGUGUAGUCUCGUCGACAGAUUCCAGAGCAAAAUCUUAUUCCACUGACACCAUGUCUACGAGUGAACCUGUCGUUUCGGUUGAAUGGCUCCAUGCCAACCUCAGGCAACCAGACAUUAAGGUGGUGGAUGCAUCUUGGUAUAUGCCCGAUGAGCAGAGGAAUCCAAUUCAGGAGUAUCAGGUUGCACAUAUUCCUGGUGCGCUUUUCUUUGAUGUUGAUGGCAUUGCAGAUCGAACUACAAAUCUGCCCCACAUGUUGCCUUCUGAAGAAGCUUUUGCUGCUGCUGUUUCAGCACUUGGCAUAGAGAAUAAAGAUGGAGUUGUUGUCUAUGAUGGAAAGGGCAUAUUUAGUGCUGCUCGUGUUUGGUGGAUGUUUCGAGUAUUUGGGCAUGACAGAAUUUGGGUGUUGGAUGGAGGUCUACCUAGAUGGCGUGCAUUGGGAUAUGACGUUGAAUCCAGUGCUUCUGGUGAUGCAAUUUUGAAAGCAAGUGCUGCCAGUGAGGCCAUUGAAAAAGUAUAUCAAGGACAACAGGUUGGACCAAUCACAUUUCAGACGAAAUUUCAACCUCAUCUUGUGUGGACGCUUGACCAGGUGAGGAAUAAUAUUGAGGACAAGACAUAUCAGCUUGUUGAUGCACGAUCAAAGGCGAGGUUUGAUGGAACUGCACCUGAACCACGAAAGGGAAUAAGGAGUGGUCAUGUUCCAGGAAGCAAGUGUGUUCCUUUCCCAAAGAUUUUGGAUUCGUCAGGAACUCUCUUAUCUGGAGAUCAGCUCAAGGAAAAAUUUGAACAGGAAGGUAUUUCUUUGGAUCAGCCCAUUGUGACAUCCUGUGGUACUGGCGUGACUGCUUGUAUUCUCGCAAUGGGUUUGCAUCGCCUUGGGAAGACCGAUGUUGCUGUUUAUGAUGGCUCUUGGACGGAAUGGGGAGGAAACCCCGACACCCCUAUUGAGGCUUCUUGAGCGUCUGAAAGAUUCUCAAAAGUUGUAUCUAUAGACUUGCGUUGCUCAAUUGUCUAAUUCUUAUAUUUUACGUACAACAUUUUCUUUACAUUUUUGUUAGUUGAUGAACUAUCUAAAAGACCGAAUAUGAAUAAAAAGCGGCUGGUGCUAUUAGCAUUGAUC
This is a messenger RNA of Amaranthus tricolor (Joseph's coat), 1508 nucleotides long. Its product is annotated as thiosulfate/3-mercaptopyruvate sulfurtransferase 1, mitochondrial-like. Gene Ontology annotation, biological process: transsulfuration. Gene Ontology annotation, cellular component: mitochondrion. Bases 210 to 1346 code for a protein of 378 amino acids. The record is from RefSeq and is a predicted model, not a curated record. Gene Ontology annotation, molecular function: thiosulfate-cyanide sulfurtransferase activity. The transcript has 12 exons. Lineage: Eukaryota; Viridiplantae; Streptophyta; Magnoliopsida; Caryophyllales; Amaranthaceae.